Messenger RNA from Hippocampus zosterae (dwarf seahorse), 1132 nucleotides. It is a transcript of the gene dkk3a, whose product is annotated as dickkopf WNT signaling pathway inhibitor 3a. The coding region runs from base 25 to 840 and encodes 271 amino acids. NCBI's taxonomy places the organism in Eukaryota, Metazoa, Chordata, Actinopteri, Syngnathiformes, Syngnathidae. Gene Ontology annotation, biological process: multicellular organism development; negative regulation of canonical Wnt signaling pathway. The transcript is spliced from 6 exons. Gene Ontology annotation, molecular function: co-receptor binding; receptor antagonist activity. The record is from RefSeq and is a predicted model, not a curated record. Gene Ontology annotation, cellular component: extracellular region.
AAGAUAUUGAUCAGGAAGUCCACAAUGCAGCAUUUCAGUGCAGUGUCAUGUGACGCAGUGGAGGUUGAGCAUCAAGCCCUGCCCUCUUCCUCUUCCGAGUGCAGCAGCCUCAUACUCGUGAUGAAGAUGCAGCUGAGUGCAAACAUGCAGGCCAUCCUUCUACUUUUAACUUUGCUGGUGCCCUGCAAUGGCAUCCUGCCCGAUUUGGUGCAUCCAGGAAUCCACCUCAUCCUGGGCAGUUCCAUGCAGGAGGAUGAGCGCACAGUUAUGCAAGUGGAGCAACUGGCCGAGGACCAGCAGCGAAGGCAUCCACAUAAAGAGACAACCAUUGCGACAGCAAUUAUGCAGUCAACUGAGGAGGACAACCAUAUUGACACUGGCUGCGUCACCACUAUGGAUUGUGGGAAGGAGAGGUACUGUCUGCACGAUAAGCACAAUUCCAAAUGUCAACCUUGCAAAGGCACCGACAUGUCCUGCACUGAGGAUGAGGAGUGCUGCGGUGUCCAGUUGUGUGUUUGGGGCCAGUGCAGUCCAAAUGCAACCAAAGGACAAGCCGGCAACACGUGUCAGCAUCAGGCACAAUGCAGCCCGGACCUUUGCUGCGCCUUCCACGCAGCCCUCCUCUUCCCAGUCUGCUCCGCUAAGCCAAUUGACCGCGAGCAAUGUUUUCCUAUCUCCAACCACCUGAUGGAGGAAGACGCACCCAGAAAACAUUGUCCUUGUGCUGGGGACCUCCACUGCCAGCAUACGGGACGGGGAUCCAUGUGCCUCAAAUUGGUGGACUCGAGCGAAGAGGAUCUGACAGACAGCCUGUACUCAGCAAUAGACUACAUCCUCUAAAAUGCUUCAUUCACAUUGCAAUAUUUCUCCUUGGACCCCAAGAAACUGCUCAAUUCCGCUCUGCAAAUAUCACAAAGCUACACAAUAUGGAAAAAAAAGUCAAUUGUUUUAUUUGCUUACCCGAGCUUGACACGUCUGUCAACUGCAUGACAAGCUCAAUGGACUGGAGGUGAAAAGUUUUUCAGCGCAGUCUUCAUCAUCAGGUCCAUGAAGUGUUUGUAGCCUUGCUUGAACUAUGCACUGAAGCUUCACACUCUACACUGUAAGACCAAUAAAAUUGUACCGCACACUG